Messenger RNA from Salvia splendens (bonfire salvia), 579 nucleotides. RefSeq names its product heat shock factor protein HSF30-like. The transcript has 2 exons. The coding region runs from base 1 to 579 and encodes 192 amino acids. Lineage: Eukaryota; Viridiplantae; Streptophyta; Magnoliopsida; Lamiales; Lamiaceae. The record is from RefSeq and is a predicted model, not a curated record.
AUGGAGAACAACUACGCAGGAACUCCAGUGACUCCGGGGAUGUAUGGGAAGGAAGAGGAGGUGGAGAGGCUGAAGAGAGAUCGAGACGCAUUGAGGGCCGAGGUCUUGAAGCUCAAGCAGCAACAGCAGAGCUCGAGGGAGCGUCUCAUGGUGAUUGAGGAGCGUAUCCGUGGUUCUGAGAGGAAGCAGCAGCAAAUGACUAGCUUUGUUGCUAAGGCCUUUAGCAAUCCGUUGUUUGCUGAGAGGGUCGCGAAUGGUCAGAGACGCGUUGAAUUAGGACUGAAAAGGCAGCUGACUAUGACCCCGGAUGAGGUGCUUGUGGAGUCAUUGAUCUCAGCUGCAAACGUUGGUGGGACGAGCUCAAAUCCUAUCACGGAUGAGGUGUUGGAGAAACAGCUCGAUCUUGCUCCAGAUCAAAGUGAGGUUGAAGCAGAGAUUGAGACAUUGGUUUCGGCUGCAAAUGUUGGUGGCAUGGGCUCGGAUCUGUUGGAGAGGCUUUUAAGUGAAGAUGAGGAAGUAGGAGCUGGAGACUGGGAUGAGGAACUUCAAGAACUUGUUGAUGAAUUAGACUUUAUGUAG